AUGGCACCUUAUGAAGCCUUAUAUGGUAGAAAAUGUAGAUCCCCGAUUGGCUGGUUCAAAACAGGUGAAACUGCCUUAUUUGGGCCAUACCUUGUUCAUCAAGCUAUGGAAAAAGUUAAAGUGAUACAGCAGCGGCUAGAAAUAGCUCAAAGUCGACAUAAAUCAGAUGCGGAUGUUAGAAAGAGAGGACUAGAAUUUUCCAUAGAGGAUUGGGUGUUCUUGAAGGUGUCACCGAUGAAAGGGGUAAUAAGGUUUGGUAAAAAGGGUGACCCAUCUCGUGUUACUCCUAUUGAAGAUGUACAGGUUAUAAGAGAUCUCACUUAUGAAGAAGUACCCAUUGCUAUUUUGGAUCGACAAGUUAGGAAAUUAAGAAAUAAAGAAGUAGCUUCUGUAAAAGUAUUAUGGAGGAACCAACAAGUAGAAGAAGUUACAUCGGAAGCGAAAGAAGCAAUGAAAUUGAAGUAUCCUCAUCUCUUCUAA
Messenger RNA from Solanum stenotomum, 480 nucleotides. RefSeq lists its product as uncharacterized. The transcript has 2 exons. The coding region runs from base 1 to 480 and encodes 159 amino acids. NCBI's taxonomy places the organism in Eukaryota, Viridiplantae, Streptophyta, Magnoliopsida, Solanales, Solanaceae. The record is from RefSeq and is a predicted model, not a curated record.